Mizuhopecten yessoensis (Yesso scallop) is the source of this 2068-nucleotide messenger RNA. RefSeq lists its product as uncharacterized. The coding region runs from base 10 to 900 and encodes 296 amino acids. The transcript is spliced from 4 exons. Lineage: Eukaryota; Metazoa; Mollusca; Bivalvia; Pectinida; Pectinidae. The record is from RefSeq and is a predicted model, not a curated record.
GCAACGGAUAUGAUUGACUGGAGCCUUUAUUUACCAAGUUCCAAUGACCCGGUGGACCAGACUGCACGACCGUACGAAAAUGUGGACAUGCCUCCCGGUGUUAAUAACGAGACAAGUACAAGUGAUCAAAGUGACGACGAUCCUGUCUCGAACGCCACUUCAUCAGAACCUCACGAUGUGGCGGCUAUGUGGCGGCCACAACCGGAAGGCGGUGCUACAUCAGAUGACACCAACGGAAACUAUCCGCAGAAAGAAGAAAUUGACACGAUAAUCAAGGAAUUGAAGCAACCAAAUGCAUGUGCUACAGAUGACAGCAUGCAUAUCAUUCUAAAACUCAUUAGCAGACGUUUUCCAAAAUAUAACAUAUUUACCGAUAUGUGCAAAUUUUUUGAUAAAAAUGGUGUUAAGCCGUUGAAUAUAUCAAGGGAGUUUGCUCAAGUGAUUUUUGUGCCACCAAAAUCAUCCGGUGAAUCAUCUAAAAACAAGAAAAGCAAUAAGGAUAAAGGUAUCGGUCACUUCUUGCUGCUAACCAAUAUUGGUGAUCGAAAUAAAUUCCAGCUAAUUGAUAGUCUUCGAGAGCGUUCUCCGACAUUGCGCAAAAGUGUUCAAGAAAUCCUCAAACACCUUCUCGGGUCUGAGGAAGCACAAAACGCAAUAGAGGAAAAAGCCGUUUCAACCCAAAUUGGGAAUAUCGAUUGCGGAUUGUACGUUAUUGCUUGCUUGAUCGAUAUUUGCCUUGGAAACGGUAAUAGGUUAGAAAGUGUUGUUUAUAACCAGCAACACAUGAGAGGCCAUCUUAUUACCACAAUAAAGGAUCUAUUUGAAAACAACCCAAUCCAAGAGUUCCCUGCCAUCGAGGACGAAAGGAGAAAGGGUAAAAAGUUUCCAAUAGUUGACUAAUGUGUCGUACAUCUUAUCUUGUAAGCAAAGGAAAUUUGACAUUGAAAAUAUAUUGGCGUCUCAAGCUAUCUAGAACCUUACAUAGAGUUUUUAUCUAAUUAAAACCACGUUUUGGACUCCACUAAAAAGGGUAUUUCUGGAUAGUGUUAUGUUAAAGUCUUAAAAAGUUAUCUAAAUUUGAUGAGAUAUUGCUUUGUGACGUCAUCACUAUAUUUGCACCUUAUUUGGAACUUUGGAUAAUUCCUUUGCAUUACAUCGAGUUGUAAUGUUUAUUAUUGAGUUACGUGUCCUUUUAACAGCUGUAGUCACUGAAAGACGUGCCUCCGUGUGUGUAAUGUAAGGCUGCGAGCAAUAAGUACUGUCUUUCUUUAGCGAACGCUCAACACCAAGUCCAAAAUUAUUGUAUUGCCAGAUGAGGAGGAAAGAAAUGAAACAGUUGUAAGAAUAGAAAAAAUAUACAUGCUAAAUGUUGUUAUGGAUGCAGAAUUUAUAUGUAUUUGUCGCUUUUGUAACUUUUCCAAGUGGACAGAAAACAAUUACCCAAUUACGCCUUUCACGAAUCAUGCAGCAGGUAACAAUAGGUAACAGCAGAUACAGUAUAUUCUAAAUUUUUGACCUAAAGUGAUGUUGCGACACAGUUGGGCAAACUAUCUCUUUGAGAUCAUCUGGUAACCUUCUUAAAAUAAAAGUAUUUUGACCAAAUAACUCUGGGGCGUUUCUUGGGUCAAGUGGUUUCCAUUUUGUAAAAACGGAGGGGCAAAGAAACGGGGGCAGAAUAUGAUAAUGUAGCAGAGGUUUUGCAAUCAUACGUUUCCUUCAUGCGUGCAUGUGUGUAUGCGCUAGGCAACAAAGAUAACAAACAUAAAUUCCCAAGUUUGUAAGGGGUUUCCUCAUUAGUAGUCUCUUAUGAUCCUCAUUAGUAGCCUCUUAUGGUCCUCAUUAGUAGCCUCUUAUGAUCCUCAUUAGUAGCCUCUUAUGAUCCUCAUUAGUAGCCUCUUAUGAUAAAGCGGUUAGUACCAGCAGGUAUAUUCCUUUCUUAAUCCUAAACAUACAGGGAUCGAAAUAGUCGAAAUACACACCCUUUAUCCAUAUAUAACAUAAUUAAAUAAAUACAUUAAUGCUACAGGACGGUUCAAAUAGAUUUAAUUAAGGUCAUAGGAGUGUAUUG